AUGGAGCUGGACUUGUCCAGGAACCUACUAGGAGAUUGUAUCAAUGUCUUGAGUCACCUCAGAAACCUCCAGAAACUUACCAAACUGAACCUUUAUGGAUGCGGGCUCUUGGAUAGGAUCUUUUGGUUUGAUUUAGAAGGAGAUUACGACCAGCUAGAUAACGAAAAUAAUGGCCCAUUCAAACACUUGGCUGAGCUUGAUUUGUCUCACAACGCGAUUGAUUCUUUAGAACCCCUGGAGUCUUUCUUCGAUCAACAUUGCCCCCGUCUGCCAAGGCUUGACUAUGAGGGAUUGCCUCGAGAAUUGGUCAAGGUCGUCAUCCAACAUGGACAGGGGGCGGGAGAGGUGGAAGUGAUGAUCGGUAAUAACUUCCUACGCGAUGAGGCUAGACGGCGUUGGAAAGUCAAGAUGAUGACCGCUCAAUCCAGUCCGAAACUUGUUGAGCCCGCUGACAGCGCUCCUGGUGCGGCGGUAGGGAUAGAGAAGCCUUUACCGGAAGAUGAAGAGUCGAAAUCGUCUCCGGAAGAAAUUAAAGACGCAAGAACGGGAAAAUCAUUGUCAUCAUCCUCAAAACAAAUUGACAUUGCGCCGAAACCGAUUGAAACGAUGUUGCUCAAACACCACAGCCCAAAGACGUCUUCACUCAACAUGAUUUUUGUCAGCGGUUGA
Molecule: messenger RNA, 669 nt
Organism: Puccinia triticina
Lineage: Eukaryota; Fungi; Basidiomycota; Pucciniomycetes; Pucciniales; Pucciniaceae
Exons: 2
Coding region: 1-669 (222 amino acids)
Molecular function (GO): protein binding
Source: RefSeq, a predicted model, not a curated record